Molecule: messenger RNA, 3150 nt
Organism: Carassius gibelio (silver crucian carp)
Lineage: Eukaryota; Metazoa; Chordata; Actinopteri; Cypriniformes; Cyprinidae
Product: interferon-inducible GTPase 5
Exons: 5
Coding region: 962-2200 (412 amino acids)
Cellular component (GO): membrane
Molecular function (GO): GTP binding
Source: RefSeq, a predicted model, not a curated record
UGUGGUCUAUCACAUUUUGAAAAUCUUAUAAGAUGUAAAAAAUCUUUUGGUGUGUACACAGCAUUAAGCAAGUUAACUGAAUAAUGGAAAUUUAUGGUAUUUUUAUAAACUCGUGAAUUAAAAUGUGGUGGACUGAGUCACUGCAGGCUGAAUUGGAAUUGUGAUUUUCACAUGAAGUGUCGUGUGAUGGAGUAUUCGGCUGUGAGAAAAACGGCUUUCAGUCCUGCAAGCCUUAAGACUCACUCUCAGCUUGAGACAGCUGAAAUGGAUCUUGUAAAAUGUGCAAUCGAAUCGCCGAUCACUUUUGAGAAACUUAAAAGAGGAACCACAGAAAGACAAAUAUCCCUUUUUUUCAGACUAUUCUACAUUAUAAAACAAGUUUCUCCAUUAUGAGGAGAAUAAGAAACUGGCUGCGAUCUAGCACACGGAGAAAUCUUUGGCCGAAAAUGUAUCAGAAGACUUGAAAGAAAGGUCAUCUGCAAUUCGGAAAAACAGGCGGCUUUUCUGAAUUUGGUUUAUUGUUUGUUUGUUUUAUUCUUUGUACAGUAGUUAUUGAUCAUUCUAAAUGUAUUUUUAAUAUAUAAUAUUACAUAAAUGCAUGAAAUGUAGGGUAUAACUUAAAAAAGUGCACGUGAGUCGUCAUGGGUGACCCACCCCUCCCCCUCAAACCUCCGCCCUUGAACUUUAUGAUAAUAAAUAGCAGCGAAAGUGAAAGUAUUUCUUGGGUGGCCCUCCUUUGGUUUUCCGUCCAGUGGAAAAGUUUACAAGCCUAUCUGCUGUAAGGACAUUCUUGCUGUAUAGAUUGCUCCAGAAGAAUUUGGUAAGAAAAAUACAGCUGUGAAUAUCACAUCUGUGAAGGCAAAACAGCACUUCUCCUUUUGGUCAUUUAUCCUAAAUAUUCCUUCAUAUCGUGCCUGGAAGCUUGGUUUGAAGAAAGUGAUGUCUGGUACAAAGGGGAAAUAUGCAGAUAAAUGGCCCAGAUAGCCAAGCUGGAGUGACAAAGAUGGCUACAUUUGAAGAUUAUUGUGUAAUAACCCAGGAAGACUUGGAGGGUCUUAAAGAUUGCAUAUCUACCCAGGAUCUCCCAUCAGCAGUAAAAACGAUCAAGGAGUACUUUAAACAGCAGGAUCUUGUAGAACUAAACAUUGGUGUGACGGGAGAGUCUGGCUCUGGAAAGUCCACAUUUGUCAAUGCGUUCAGGGGUUUAGGAGAUGAAGAAGAGGGCUCAGCUAAAACUGGUGUAGUGGAGACCACUACAGAACCAGAGGUUUACCUUCACCCAAAAUACAAAAAUGUGAAAGUGUGGGAUCUGCCUGGCAUUGGAACGCCAAACUUUAAAGCUGAUGAGUAUCUUGAACGGGUUGAGUUUAAGCGUUAUGAUUUUUUCAUCAUCAUUGCUUCAGAUCGGUUCAGAGAAUGCCACACUCAGCUGGCCAAAGAGAUCAUGAGGAUGGGGAAAACGUUUUAUUUUGUUCGUUCCAAGAUUGACUUCUGCAUUACUGCUGAGAAGAGGAAGAAGAGCUUUGACCAGAAAACGACUCUGGAGACAAUACGAGAGGACUGUGAAAAGGGUCUGAGAAAGAUCGGUAUAAAAGAUCCUGUUGUGUUUCUGAUCUCUGGAUGGGAGCUCGGAAAGUAUGAUUUAAAUGUUCUGCAGGAGAGGAUGGAGAAGGAGCUUCCACAGCAUAAGAGACGAGUGCUGAUGUUGGCUUUGCCAAAUAUUACACUGGAGAUUAAUGAGAAAAAGAAGAAAGCUCUAGAGGAAAACAUUGGAAAAGUUGCCUUCCUGUCUGCUUGUGUGGCAGCUAUUCCUCUCCCUGGACUUUCGAUCGCUGCAGAUAUAGCCAUCAUAGCAGACGAGCUGAGAAAGUACUACCGUGCAUUCGGUCUGGAUGAUCCAUCACUGCAGAGGCUCUGUGAAAGAUCUGGGAAGACCAUCGAGGAGCUGAAGAGUCUAAUGAAGUCUCCCCUCCAUCAAGGCAUAAACCCAAGUUCAAUAUUAACCUUGCUAGGUGCUGCAUCCCUUCUUAUAUCAGAAGAUGCCAUUGAAUUACUUGUGAGCUUCAUACCAAUUGUUGGCACUUUGGUGGCAGGAGGUUUGUCUUAUCUGACAGUCUCAAGAAUGCUCAAGAGAGCUCUGAAUGACAUAGCUGAGGAUGCUAAGAAUGUGCUGAUGGCUUCAUUGGAGACUGAAGUGUAACUGUAAAAAACGAUGAUAAUAUUCAACAUCAUUAUAACUAACUGCUUUUGGGGUAUUUGAAGACAAGUAUAUUUGUUUAUCACAUUUAAUGGCAAAAUAUCUAAUCAACAUUUAUUAUACAGAUUUAUCUUUACAUGUAUUUACUAACAGUUAAUUAUAUCGAAAGCAACUUAUAUUUGAGGAGAAAUACAAACAAAUUAUUAAAUGUUUACGAUUUGAUGUAUUAAUAAUUGUAACAUUUAGAUAAAUAACUGUAGUUACUGUUGUUUUCAAUAUACUACUGUUUUUGUUGUAUAUUACACAUUAUAAAAAGAAUGCCAUGAAAUAUUGAGUGUAACGUCAUAUUUAUAAAUCGUAUUCAAUGGAUGCCACUUUACAAAGCCCUCCCUGAACCUACCGCUAAAAAUAGCCAAUAAAAUGUAUUUUAUUUCCACUUGUCAAAUAGCCUAUUUCUUUUAUUUUUAUUGAAAAUAAAUGCCUUUUCAAUAUGAUAUGUGAUGGGAAAAGGAGAAGGGCUGUGCACUCCACUUUUAGACAUGCAAACUAGCCCUACGCACUUCCCCUCAGUGGAGUCUCUGCUGUCAUUUUGAUGUGCGUUUCACUUUAUGAAGUGGGAAAGGGAAGAUUAUAUGGACAGACUCUCGAACCUUUGAUUUUGCCAGAGGGAGCAAGUCUGCUUCAUAUGCACACUUAAUAUAUUCAUACAAAUCAUCCCAAACCCAAACAACUCUAUAAUAUAUAUAUUAUUAUUAUUUUUAUUUUUUUAUGUUCAUAACAUCCCAAGGAUUCCUAUAUACAUAUAGAAUGAUGCACCAAACUAAUUAUUAAGGGAAAAUUUUAAACAAUUAACUAACUUGACAUUUGCUCUGACACAGUUAAACUGAGUUCUUGUCAUAUUUUAUUACCAUGUUCUAAAGUAUAUAGCGAAUAAACUGUGAUAAUGUGAGAAA